Molecule: messenger RNA, 1791 nt
Organism: Lachnellula hyalina
Lineage: Eukaryota; Fungi; Ascomycota; Leotiomycetes; Helotiales; Lachnaceae
Gene: AMI1
Product: Amidase
Exons: 11
Coding region: 1-1791 (596 amino acids)
Source: RefSeq, a predicted model, not a curated record
AUGGUGAGCAUCAGGAGCCAUGAGAGCCAAAAACCUGGUGGUCCUGCUGCAGGCGCAGAUUACGUAGACCCAAGUCUCUUUCUUGAGCUCAGUGAAAACAGAUAUGUUGCAUGGCCUAUUGCUUCAGUAUUCGAGCUGAAGGACUUGACGGAGCAUAGUUUCGCAACUGUCAUCUCUUUUCCGCAAGGUCAUCCAUUUGAUGAUGACUGGCUAGAGAAAUCUAUUACCAAGGCUCUGAAUCUAGAUGAUGUUUUGCACGAGGACUUCCUCGAAACAAUCUUGCUCACUGGACCAGGCUCUGAGCAGCUUUCGAAUGCGCAAUCUUCUGGACGACUACUCCGGUCAGUGCAAAACAAGUGGGGAGUCGCAAAGAUUCGAGGUCUUGGUCUUCAAUCCGACCUACUGCCCGGCCCGUACAUGGUCGUUGGAGGGGAGCUCUGGCAAGUGCUUCGUCUUUACGAUGAUACGCAAGGCGCUUUUUUAGUACCCGUGAGGAAAUCUACAGAUGGAAGCCGAUUCAGUCUUUUGAAUGAUUGGAAACAUGGCUGGGAUUGUUGUUCAUUAGCUGUACCUUCACGAUUGACUUGUUUCAACACAGAAAACCAUCCUUUAAGAGGUUAUCGUGUGGCUUUAAAGGAUGUAUUUGACCUUGAAGGGGUGAAAAUGUCGAUGUGCAAUCGUGCAUAUCUUGAAUUGUACCCGCCAGCUGUGUCUACUGCACCUUCACUCCACACCAUCAUUGGAAAUGGAGCUUCAAUCCUAGGGAAGACCAAGUUGAGCUCUUUUCUCUCUAGAGAAGAGCCUUCUGAGUCUGUCGACUUCCAAACCUCUUGGAAUCCUCGUGGGGAUGGCUAUCAGGGACCUGGGGGCAGCAGUAGUGGCAGUGCUGCGGCUGUCGCGGCGUAUGACUGGGUAGACAUAGGGAUUGGUACCGACACUAAUGGCAGUGUUCGACGACCAGCUCAGUGCAAUGGGUUGUUCGGCCUCCGACCAAGCAGAGGAGUCUUUUCUUCGGAAGGUCUUUUCACCAUUUUCAAGCACUUCGACGUUCCAGGAUUAUUUUCAAGAGACCUCGCAAAACUUUCGGACUUCGCAGACAAGUGGUAUGGCGAGAAGAAACCUCGAAUGAAGCAAAAUGAUCUACCAAUGGCCAUUGUUGUUCCCAUUGACCUAUUCUCAUCGACGGACACCCUUCAGAAGAAACUGGUCCUAAACUUGGUCGAAGAUCUUGAGAAGCAUCUUAAAGUUGAAGCACGAAGGAUCAGUAUCAGUGGCCUCUGGGAUGACCAGCCUCCCCAAGCAGCUGCCGGUGAACAUCUGCACGAGUACUUGAAAGAGGUUGGUGCGAAUACAUUCUUGUACGAGAACUACCACAGCACAGCAGUAUUUAGAGAUGAUUACUUGAAAAAGUUUGGCAGAACGCCUUUUUCUAGCGCAUUCGUAACGUGGAGAUGGAAAAUUGGGAAGCAAUACACUGCUGAGCAACACGAUGAAGGCAUGCGACGCAUGAGAGUUUAUGAGGAGUGGUUCCUUCAGACUGUUAUGCGGCCUGCCUGGCAUCAAUGGUGGAUCUCCCCGAUUCUUGGUGCUCCAGAAAUCGUUAUUCCAGUUGGGCAAGUCCCAUAUGAAUCCCGGAUCAGUAAUCAGACAGAAUAUCUUCCUGUCACGGCAUCAAUUAUGAGUCAGCCAGAAACCGACAUAGCUCUCGUAGAAUUUACGGAAGUGUUCAUGAAGAACAUGGGAAGAUCUUCGGUGGUCAAUUCUGGCAAGGCUAUGUUUCCUCUAGUGUAA